CGGCAAUCGAGCAAAGAGCUAACUGCCAGCAACAUGCCUGGGAUAGCGCCAGCCACUUUCACGGUAAUUGCCGGUGCAUCUGUCCAUAACCAGAGGAAGCAGCAGCAGCAGCAGCAGCAAAAGAAGAAGCAGCCAUCGCCCACGCCUGAACAGCAGCAGCAACAGCAGCAGUCCGGAUCGAAGACAAGCGUCUGCCUCAUUAGUUAGAUAGAGUGACUAUCUUAUCUGUUCUAAGGACUUAAGGCCCGAAAAUACAUUUCCUAUGACAUAAACAGCCGACUAUAAAUGGGCCGGGGCCAAGUGUUCCGCGUUUCAGUCGACCAACAGACCACAGCGAUAACGAGUCACGAAUAUGACCAGAACGACAACGACCCAAGAGACGAGAGUGGAGGAGACGAUCGAGAUCUCCUCCUCGAACAGAACAAUCGAAGAGACCAUCGACAUCACAACGACCGAGGCAUCGGUGGUCCCGAAGCAACGACACCACCAUCAGCAUCAUCAUCAUCAUCGCCACCAUCGCCAGGAGGAGAAUGUCGAGGUGGUGGAGGAGGUGGUUGUCCUAGAGGAGGGACCAAAGCAGCAAAGGCACAAGCACAAGAAGAGUUCGGGGGCAGCACCACCACCGCCCCUGCCACAGUCCUCGCCACCAUUCCUCACGCCCACAGAGGAUCUCGCCGAGGAUGUGGUGUUGGAGCCACAGCCCUACUGGAGUCCCCCUGGACUCCUAAAGACGCUGGAAACGGAACUGAUUGCGGAUCAAGCAUCGCCCACAACCACAGAGGAAUUUGCGGCUGUGGAAUGGUCUCCCGUCUCCAACCCCCCCGCAGAGGUCGUGCAGGAGGAGCUGACAGUGGAGUCCCAGGGAUAUGCGCCACCCAUUGGGGCGCCACCACAGCUGCAAGUGCAGACAACGGGUUUCCCACCAGCCGCGCAGUCGCCUCUGCUCUCCCCCAUCGAAGAGGUGGUGCAAACGGAGCUGAUUGUGGAGUCACAGGCGACAGAGCCUGCGGUAAAAAGAGGAUUCAUCUUCAUUCCCCGGGAAAGCCAGCAGCAAACGGAGCUGAUUGUGGAGUCAGAAAGCGUGGAGGCUCCCCAAAGGGAUUCCAUUCCACCGGAGGGCUUUGUGAAAACCCUUGUGGAGACGUUCGAGGUCGGAGCACCCGCGGAUCCGCCAAUUCAAAUGGGAUAUACUCCAAGGGCAAGUCUCUGGAAUAAAGAGCUGUUUGUGGAGACUGUGGACGUCUCGCCGAUUCCCUCGCCGCCGCCAAGUCCCCCCCUAGAUCCGUACGGGCUUUCCUCCAGCGAAGAUCUCGUGGAAACGGAGAUCAUUUCAGAGAGUGUGGAAGAACCACCCAGUCCCCCAGCACAAAUCCCAGCACCCCCCCAGCUUCUGCCGGGCUUCAUUCCCAAAGCGUGGAGGGAGCGUGUGGAGACCAUUGUGGAGGGUCUGGAGGUCGUCACACCACCUGCCAGUCCCAACCUCCAAGCGGAGCUAAUCUUCGAGUCCCUGGACGUAACACCCACGCCAACGCCACCACCCAGUCCUCCCAUUGAAGUGUCAUUGCAGACAGGAUUCAUGCCACGAUCAAGUCUAGUGGAAACGGAAUUGAUUGUGGAAUCCCUAGAGGUAACGCCCACGCCAACGCCACCACCGAGUCCUCCCAUUGGAGUGUCACUGCAAGCCGGAUUCAUGCCACGAUCCAGUCUAGUGGAAACCGAGUUGAUUGUGGAAUCCGUGGAGGCAACGCCCACGCCAUCGCCACCGCCCAGUCCCCCAGCCCAACCUGUUCAAAUGGAUUUCAAUAGGCCCCAAUCUGCAAUAGUGGAAACGGAAACUAUUGUGGAGACUGUGGAGAGUGUGGAGACACCCGCUCAACCAUCAUUACAAAUGGGACUCACUCCAAGGCAGAGUCUGGUCCAAGAGGAGCUGAUUUUUGAGUCAUUUGAAUCCUCCCCAGUGCCCACACCGCCACCGAGUCCGCCUGUGGUAGAGCCGGGGUUUAUGCCCCGAGCAAGUGUGGUCGAAACAGAGCUGAUUGUGGAGAGCCUAGAGGUCACGCCAACGCCCUCUCCGCCGGACAGUCCCAUCAGGGAAUUUCCGUUUCAGGCUAGAUUCAUUCCGCGCGCAAGUUUGGCGGAAACGGAGCUGAUUGUGGAGUCCCUGGAAGCCACACCCACGCCCACACCACCUGCCACUCCUCCUGCGCAGCUCCGAGUGAAGACGGGGAUGGUGCCACCCCCGAAUCUCCCACAAACGGAAGUGAUCAUUGAGUCUGUGGAGGUGACACCCACACCCACACCCCAGCCACCACUGAACAAUGGAUUUGUGCUCACGGAUCUCGUCCUGGACUCGCAGCAGCCAGCCCUCGAAGUCGUAGAAACAGAGAAGGAGAUCAUCAUGGAGUCUGGCCAGGCAGCCAAUGGCCAAACCGAACUGAUUUUGGUCGAGACCGAAGAGACACUGACUCCCGUGCAGCCUGCAUCCCAGGACCUCGUGCUGGUCGGCGUUGUGGCCGAGGAGAGCAGCGACAAAUUGGGCAAGCGGUACUCGGUGAAUGCGGUGCUGAAGGAGGAGCAGAUCUCACCCCCCACGCCGCCACCCAAGGUCGCACAGAGUGAGCAGAGGGACGCCGUGGACGAGGGCGAGGCUGAAAAGAAGAGGAGAUGCUGCCCCUGUCGUUGCGUCAUUGCCUGAUUGGGGGCGGAGGAGGCGCGCAGCCGGGGCUUCCCCCAAGGCUGUUGUCAAGUACAAGGCUCCGAAUCAGUCAGCCAGCCAGCCAGCCAGCAAAAGAUAUCAAAACCAAGACCAAGACAUAUCCAGAGUCUUAUAGAAACCACACAGAAGUUCUACUAUCGGCUAUCGGAUACGAUAUCUCCGUAUCUUAUCAGCCGAAACAGUGGCUGAAACAUUAAACCAAACAA
Drosophila pseudoobscura is the source of this 2922-nucleotide messenger RNA. Its product is annotated as proline-rich protein 36. The record is from RefSeq and is a predicted model, not a curated record. The transcript has 2 exons. NCBI's taxonomy places the organism in Eukaryota, Metazoa, Arthropoda, Insecta, Diptera, Drosophilidae. Bases 353 to 2695 code for a protein of 780 amino acids.